AGCAGCAGGAAGUGAAAAAGAAAGAAAGAUGGAAAAAAGCAAAGUGCUGGUUGUAGGGGGAACUGGAUACAUAGGGAAGAGAUUGGUGAAGGUAAGUUUUGAUGAAGGUCAGGAGACAUACAUCCUCCAUAUCCAUAGACCUGAGAACAAGUAUGAUAUUGAUAAAGUUCAAAUGCUUUUGUCAUUCAAGGAGCACGGAACUCACCUAGUGCCGGGUUCCUUUAGUGACCAUCAGAGCCUUGUGAAUGCUGUCAAAUUAGUUGAUGUUGUUAUCUGUGCAAUAGCUGGUGUUCACGUCCGGAGCCACCAAAUCCUCCUUCAACUUAAGCUUGUUGAUGCAAUCAAAGAUGCUGGUAAUGUAAAGAGAUUUUUGCCAUCUGAGUUUGGCACCGAUCCUGCUAGAAUGGAGAAUGCAUUAGAACCUGGAAGAAUAACAUUUGAUGACAAAAUGGUGGUGAGGAAAGCUAUAGAAGAAGCUCGGAUACCUUUCACAUAUAUUUCCGCAAACUGUUUUGCUGGUUAUUUUCUUGGUGGUCUGUGCGAGCCUUGUAAGAUCCUUCCUUCAAGGGAUUCAGUGACCUUGUUGGGAGAUGGCAAUAAAAAAGGAAUAAGGAAUUUAUGUCGAUGAAGAAGAUAUAGCAAUGUACACUAUCAAAACUAUAGACGACCCUCGAGCUCUCAACAAGACGGUAUAUCUGAGGCCACCUAAAAACAUCUUAUCUCAGAGAAGUUGUUGAGAUUUGGGAGAAGCUAAUUGGCAAAGAGUUGAAGAAGUCUUCCAUAUCCAGGGAAGAGUUUCUAGCUUCCUUGAAAGG
This is a messenger RNA of Quercus robur (English oak), 815 nucleotides long. Its product is annotated as bifunctional pinoresinol-lariciresinol reductase-like. The record is from RefSeq and is a predicted model, not a curated record. The transcript has 3 exons. The coding region runs from base 29 to 628 and encodes 199 amino acids. Lineage: Eukaryota; Viridiplantae; Streptophyta; Magnoliopsida; Fagales; Fagaceae.